Molecule: messenger RNA, 2317 nt
Organism: Durusdinium trenchii
Lineage: Eukaryota; Dinophyceae; Suessiales; Symbiodiniaceae
Source: the annotation of a GenBank genome assembly
CGAGAAAGGACGCAGUGGAUUAACAGCUUUUCCUUCCAGUGUUCGCACAUCGAAUCCUCCUCGAGCUCAUAACAAGCUGACAAGCAAUGAUUGCAGUUCUACGCUGAUGGGGAACUCAAAGAUCCGGGAGAAAUCUGCACUACUGACCCCGUGGGGGAGCAGAUUAACAGAGACACCUUGGAGCGAGUAUCCACGACCGCAGCUGCGGAGAGAUUCUUGGAGAAACCUCAACGGACUGUGGCGAUGCCGAAUUAUUGGAAAAGAAAGCGGAGAUCAGAGACAAAGUGAACACGGACCACAAGAUAUGCUAGCAGUCAGAGACACAGAUCAACAGAUUCUGGUUCCCUUCUGCUUGGAAUCAACUCUGGGCGGAGUUGGACAGAGAUUGGACCCAAACGAGGAGCUUUGGUAUCAUCGAACCUUCAACAUGGAGAAGUUAGGCAGCUCCAAGCUUUUGCUACAUUUUGAAGCUGUUGACUAUCGCACAACUGUUUGGUUGAAUGGGAUAUUAGUUGGCAAGCACCUGGGUGGCUUCUCACCUUUUGAGUUUGACAUCACGGAAGCUGUUCGUGAUUCCAACGAUUUGGUCGUCCUCGUGACUGAUGCAACUGGCAACUUUCAACUGCGGGGAAAGCAGUCUAAGUCACCACACGGCAUUUGGUAUUCUCGUGUCUCUGGUAUUUGGCAAACUGUUUGGCUUGAAACAGUUCCUCCCCAAUACAUCAAGAGUCUGAGAAUUGACAGCACCUUAGAUCCACCUUGCAUGCACUUCAAGGCUGCAGUAGAAGGAGAGAAUUUGGAACUGCGAGUGGUUGUAGAGAAGGAAGGCGAUCCAGUCGAGGUGACUGGAAGCUGUGAUGCUGCUUUACACCUCCCAUUUCCUGGAGCGAAGCUCUGGUCUCCUCAGCAGCCUUAUCUUUAUACGCUUAACCUUGAACUCCUGUCCGAAGGCGUUGUGGUAGAUCGAGUACAGUCUUAUACUGGGAUACGCACAAUUGGCAAAAGGCAAGACCAGAAGCAUUGGCGUAUCACCUUGAACAAUGAGAUUUGUUUUCAUUUGGGCCCUUUGGAUCAAGGUUGGUGGCCCGAUGGACUUCUUACAGCACCAUCCGACGAAGCUAUGCGUUCGGACAUUGAAUUCUUAAAGCAGGCUGGUUUCAACAUGAUUCGAAAGCACGUGAAGGUGGAGCCACGGCGAUAUUACUAUCAUUGCGAUGUGCUCGGGAUUCUGGUUUGGCAAGACCAAGUCUCAGGCACUGAGAAGGAGGGCGAUUGUUUUAAGGUACCACCCUGGAGCCGGUUGGAGCCAAAUGGUCAGGAAGCAGAAUGGCCAGAAUGGGCUAGAACACAGUUCUUGGCGGAGUUGCAGGAGAUGGUAGAGGCUCUAUACAGCAGCCCAGCGAUCGCGGUGUGGGUACCUUUCAAUGAGGCCUGGGGUCAGCAUGACACUGAGGAGAUUGCCAAAUGGCUUCAAAGCUAUGACUGCUCGCGCCUCAUAAAUAUCGCAAGUGGGGGGAAUUUCUUUGCAGUGGGCGACAUUGUUGACCACCACAACUAUCCUGAACCCACGUUUCCCAUUGAUGCACGAUUUCAGCCAUUCAUCAAAGUAGUGGGCGAGUUUGGAGGUCAUGGCUUGGUGCUGGGAGAGGAACAUUUGUGGCAAACUGCGCGAAAGAACUGGGGCUACAAUGUUCUCAAGGACAUUGAAGAGCUGGAGGUCAAAUAUGAGAGCUCCAUGCAGAGUUUGUGCGAUUGGAUGUGUCGUGGAAUUGCAGCAGGUGUGUACACACAAACCACUGACGUAGAAUGUGAGGUCAACGGACUUCUGAGUUACGAUCGCAAAGUGCAGAAGCUUGCUCCAGCAUUCCUUUCAAAAGUGCACUCCAGGCUAUGGGACAAAUGUGCCCAGCUGGCAGCCAGAAGCGGCGCGCAGCCUUUCAGGGAGCCAGAUCCGCUGAUUUUGGACAUGCUGUCAGGGACCCAAAGUUUCGGCAUAGACAUGGUGACACCUGCCCUGCAUAAGAUACAGCAUGCCAGCGCUGCUCCCAAUUCCUGCCAGAAGGAUGCUACAAAGCACUGCUCCACGGCCAGAUCACAAGUUCAUUGCUUGGGCCAGCACCGCGAUGACAUCUCUGAUGAUUGCCGAAGAGAUCUGGGCAAGUCAGUUCCCUUUGUAUGCAGUGCAGCUAUUGACAAACAUUGUGAUGUCUUGCACGUUGGUAUUCUGGACUGCUUGCAGAAGUACGAAAGUGAACUUUCUGGAGAUUGUAAAGAUGCCUUCUUGGCCACCAGCAAGGUGGUGAGCUGCAGAGAUUGA